Molecule: messenger RNA, 534 nt
Organism: Nerophis lumbriciformis (worm pipefish)
Lineage: Eukaryota; Metazoa; Chordata; Actinopteri; Syngnathiformes; Syngnathidae
Source: RefSeq, a predicted model, not a curated record
AUGCCGGCGUUUAUGAGACAUGCAAUUUCAGUCCUUCUAGAGAACGAGGUCGGUGCGCUGACGCGGCUCACUGGAAUGUUCUCUUCGCGUGGCUAUAACAUCGAAUCGCUCAAUGUCGCGCCUACGUACGACGAGCGAGUGUCUCGCGUGACGCUGGUGGUGCGCGGUUCAGAUGCCGCUAUCGCGCAGCUUAAUGCCCAGCUUGCGAAACUGGUUGACGUGGUCAAUAUUCACGACAUGACGCUCGGUGAGCACUUUGAACGCGAACUGGCUAUCGUCAAAAUCAAGUUGGGACCGGGUGGCUUGGUCCGGGUGAUGAAGCUGGUCAAGGAUUUCUCGGCGAUCUUGCUCGAUGAGGCAGAAGUCAGUUCAACCAUUCAGCUCACAGGCAACGUGAAGCAGAUUGAUGAGUUCGUCAAAGCGGCCGCGGAAAUAGGUGAGAUAUCUGCGGUCGCGCGCAGCGGAACGGUUGCAGUUUCGAAAGGGGAGGUCACUCUGACCUCGUUUGACCGCCAACAACUGUUGACUGGCUAA